AUGGUUAUUCAUAAUUCAGUACUAAAUAAAAAGGGGAAUAUUUGGAUGUUCUGGAAUAAAGCAUUGCCAACUCCAUCUGUGGUUUCAUUAUCAAGUCAAAUGAUUACUGUCAGUGUUGGAGAUACUCUUAUAUCAGGUGUGCAUGCUCAUGUUAGUGUUGUUCAUAGAAGAGUGUUAUGGUCAAAAAUGGAAGCAAUAAGUGCUCUAAAGAAGCCAUGGCUAGUGAUUGGUGAUUUUAAUACUAUAAUUUCUAUUGAUGAAAAGGUUGGAGGGAGAAGUCCUCAUAGAAGAAGUAUGCUUGAUUUUACUGAAUGUUUGGAUAAGUGUGAAUUGAUUCAAGCUCCUCAUUCAGGGUUGCAAUAUUCUUGGUCAAAUGGUCAACAAGGUACUAAAAGAAUUUUAUGUGCAUUGGAUAGAGCAGUCUAUAAUCAGUUGUGGGUGCAGAAGUAUGGAAACUGGAAUUAUAAAAUUGGUAUCAGAAUUGCAUCUGAUCAUGCUCCUUUAUUAGGUGGUAGUAAUGACAUUCCAAAGCCACUAAAUUGUCCAAAAAAUUUCAGAAAAAGUGGUUGUCUCAUCCUGGAUUCAUGGAAGUGUGUGUUUGGAGAUGUUCAUGUCAAAAUAAAAGAAGCUGAAAAAGCAGUAGAAGAAUCAAUGAGUAUUUCAGAUGACAGUCCUUUUGAUGUGGAAUCUUUAAAUACUUUGGUUGAUGCUGAAAACAUUUUUAAUUCUAGAGAAGUUAAGUUGCAAACUUUAUUAAAUCAAAAAGCAAAAAUUGAUUGGGUCAAAGAUGGUGCAGCCAAUACAGCAUUUUUUCAUACAAAUUUAUAG
This is a messenger RNA of Papaver somniferum (opium poppy), 828 nucleotides long. RefSeq lists its product as uncharacterized. The coding region runs from base 1 to 828 and encodes 275 amino acids. The record is from RefSeq and is a predicted model, not a curated record. The transcript has 2 exons. Lineage: Eukaryota; Viridiplantae; Streptophyta; Magnoliopsida; Ranunculales; Papaveraceae.